UUUUGGCCGUGGGAAAGACUGCGCUGGGCGGUAAGGGAUACGUGUUCUUAAGGUGAGGGCGUUUUAAACUUUGCCCGCUGAACACGCGUUAAGAACAAAUCCCAUUCAGCGGCGUUCUCGAAACUGUUUUGUAAAACUCAGCGGGACGGAGAGUGCUGCCAGCUCGGAAGGGAGCGGAGCGAUCAGAGUCGCCGGAUCGGGACGUCCGCUCUCGGGUUCGCACGGGAUCCUCGCGCGCUGAGGCGGUUUGUCCGCCUUCGGCCACCGUCGCGCCCGCGCGUUGCGCUGCAUUUUGUCCGCUGGUCGCCGCCGUCCCGGCGUUAGUCGCUGAGUUCCAGGAACCGGAGCGCGUGUUUGGGGGCGCGGGCGCGCCGCCCGCACCAUGGAGUCGCCCUUCAGCCCGGGGCUCGCCCUGCGGCCGGAUGAGGAUUGGGACUCUGCGCUGUUUGCUGAGCUCGGCCGCCUCUCGGACGUGGGUGUGGACGUGGACAUGGACGCGGACGCAGCCGACGGGAUCUACGCCGGCAAUUUUGAGAGCCUCGAUUUUGAUUUGGACUUGAUGCCGUGGGAGGCAGGCGUGUGGGACGUCGGCAACGAGCUCUGCACAGUCUCACCUGUCAAGACGGAGCCGCAGCCCCUCUCGCCGGCCUCCUGCAGCUGCUCGCUGUCCUCUCCGCAGUCCGUGGACUCGGCCUCGCCCGUCCCGCACGUCCCUGAGGAGCUGGAUUUGUCUUCCACGUCCCAGAUGUCUCCCCUGUCCCUCUACGGAGAGAGCUCCGGCGGCCCCUGCUCGGCCGAGCCCCUGAAGGAGGACAAGCCCGUCCCCAGUCCCAGGAGCAGAGCCGAAAGCGGACUGACUCCGAGGAAGAAGCUUCAGACGAGCUCCAAACCCUCGCUUCAGCCCAAGCCUCUGCUGCUCCCAGCAGCACCCAGGCCUCCGACGAGCCCCAGCGUCCCCGCGAAGGCCAUCAUCAUCCAGGCCCUGCCCACCCUGAUUCCCGUGGCAAAGCAGCAGCCAGCGAUCAGCAUCUACCCCGCGCCCACCAAAGGCCAGACCGUGGUGCUGUCUCCGCCCGCCGUGGUCCAGCUGCGGGCGCCCGGGGUCCUGCCCGCGCCCCAGCCCGUCCUGGCCGUCGCUGCGGGGGCCGCGCAGCUCCCCAACCACGUGGUCAGUGUGGUGCCGGCCCCUGUGGCCGGCAGCCCAGCGAAUGGAAAACUUUCCGUGGCCAAACCUGCCCUGCAGAGCGCCGGGAGGAGCGUGGGCUCCGACGUUGCCGUGCUCCGGAGGCAGCAGCGGAUGAUCAAGAACCGGGAGUCGGCCUGCCAGUCCCGCAAGAAGAAGAAGGAGUACCUGCUGGGGCUGGAGGCCCGGCUGCGGGCCGCCUUGUCCGAGAACGAGAAGCUGAGGAAGGAGAACGGGUCGCUGAAGCGGCAGCUGGACCAGGCGGUGCUGGAGAACCAGAGGCUGAAAGUGCCCAGCCCGAAGCGCAGAGCCGUCUGCGUGAUGGUGCUGCUGGCCCUCGUGCUCCUGAACUGCGGGCCCUUCAGCGCGCCGGAGCCGGAUUCCCGGAGAGCGGGCCCCGGCGCGAGCCCUGCGAGCCAAAGGAGGCGUCUUCUCGGGUUUUCUGCCAAGGAGGCGCAAGACACACCCGACGGCGGCGGCCUCCGGAAGGACAGCUACAGGUACCACCACGCCGUCUCCGAUGACAAGGCCCUGAUGGUGCUGAGCGAGGAGCCCGUGCUGUACCUGCCGCCCCCUCCGUGCCGGCCCCUGAUCAACACCACGGAGUCCCUCAGGCUGAACCACGAGCUGCGGUGGUGGGUGCACAGACACGAGGUGCAGAGGACCAAGUCGAGGAGGACAACGACCCAUCAGCCCAAAGCCCACGUUCUCCAGGGCGCACUGCCGCAGGGCCCGCCGUCGCAGCUCCUGGCCGUCCAGUACACGGAGACCCCCAGCGCCAGGAGGGCGGGGAGCGAGCUCCAGGUGUACCGCGCCUCCCCCCAGAGCCACCAGGACUUCUUCGACGCCAUCCGCAGGAGGGGGGACACCUUCUACGUCGUGUCGUUUCGCAGGGACCACCUGCUGCUGCCCGCGACCACCCACAACAAGACGGCGAGGCCGAAGAUGUCGAUCGUGCUGCCCGCCAUCAACGUCAGCGAGAACGUGAUUGACGGGCAGGACCACGAGGUCAUGAUGCAGAUCGACUGCCAGGUGAUGGACACCAGGAUCCUGCACAUCAAGAGCGCCUCGGUCCCGCCCUCCCUGCGGGAGCAGCGGCAGAACCAGACCAGCACCCUGUUCGGGGCCCCGCCCGCGGCCGCGGAGGCAGCCCGCGUGGUGGGCGCCAUCCCCGAGUCGCUGCAGUAGCCCCGGGCCGCCGAGCGGGACCCGCAGACUGGGGACGGGGCUCGCGUGCCUCCUCCGCCGUCCUGGUGGCGUCUGACCCGGGACCCGCCCCCAGGGUCAAGUUCAGGGACUGAGAAGAGGAGCUGCUCCAUCUCCACGUCUGCCCCCGCCCCUGGCCCUGGCCCCGGCCCCCCGCAGGGCCCCGGAUGCGGACACGGGACGUGUGGCCCCCUGCCCUCCGGCGAGGCCUCCAGCGGACUCCUGGGUCUUUCUGAGUCGCUGCCCCCGUGUGUGCUUCCUGUUCAGUCACCACCCCCUGGGAGUCGGCCCGCUCCCCGCCCUGCCCCUCACUCGCCAGCACUGGCCGCCUGUCGCCGGCCGCAGCAGCACACGUGUUGUGGGUAUCCGCGCAGACCCACUGCGCGCACCGCCACGUGCCCCGGAGACGGGGUUUCAGGACUGGACGGCCCAGCGCACCCCCAGAGCCAGCACAGCGCGGCGGUGCGUUAGGAGAGGGAAAUCUCAGUGGGGGGUGCUGCCCCGCACCCAGGUGGCGGUUGGGGGCUGGCGGGCAGCGAGUUUGAGAGAACGGGCAGGACGGGACAGGCCAGGGGCAGGUCCGCGUGAGCAGACACUGAAUGUUCGCUGGGGUGGCCGUCCUCGGUCAGAGCCGCGGCUGCCAUUUCUUUUGAGGGCUGGCGGCCGCUGGGCCGAGUCUUCUCUGCUCGCCGUGCGGCCCCGCGGGGCCUCAGCACACACAGACCCCCUUCCCGUGGAGAGCCCCCACCCGCCACCCCCUCUGCUCUUCAGUGGUGCCACGUUCAGCCACGGGGCUCGGGGGCACCAGGCUGAGCAAAGGAGAGCGUGGAGUCUUGGGGAUGACCGGUGUUCUCGGCCCCGAGACUGACUGCGGCCAGGCAAGCGGGGUCCCUGCUGGGUGUGCGGGGCAGCCCCUGCGCUUCGAGAAAAGAAACAAAGACUGAAACGUUGCCCUCGCUCGUUUGUGCUGUGCGUGGACGCUGCCCUCCUGCCCUGGGCACCUCCCUCCCCGGGCAGGGCCUCCUGCCCGCCCCUCCUCCAUCAGACCCUCCGUCCACUGUUGCCCGCCGACACCACCCUCCCCGAGGGACCACGCCCCUCCAACCUGGCGUCCUGGUGGUGGUCCAACAGGCAGUUCUUGCUGGGGACACACUGACCUCUGGGGCCGGGGGCCCUGCUGCGGGCCAGGGCUGGGCGUCGGCGGGACACGAUUCUCUGUCGGGGCUGCCGGGCAGAGACCGCGUGGGGGUGCGCAGACGUCUCCUCCUCCUCCGUGCGCCCUGACGGGACCCAUCUGUCCCCAGCGUGCCCUGUGCUCACGGGCCUGCUCGUCGGGGACCCUGGGACGACACGGGGGCUGGUCCGUCCCCGUUGUGGGGACGUCAGAGCAGGCGGGGCGGGGCAAACCCAUCCUUGCGUCCGCCUUCCUAGGGGUGGCGCUCCCAGCAGCCCCACUCGCAGGCCCCCUUGGGAACCACCACGCGGAGCCGGGCCCUGCGUCCUCCCCGCUGCCCCGUGCACAUGGACCUCACGCUCGCCAGGGCCGCCGCGGGUGGGUGCUCGUCGGCACCCGUGGGCCCCUUGGCCCUCACCAGGAGGGAUCGUUUUAUUCACAGAGGUCGGGGAUCUUUGCUGCUAGUGUGAAUGCUAAUUUUAACUUUAAAAACAAGCGUAAUGUUUAGAAGAAAGUAGAAUGUAAGGAAGUUUCAUUCCUAUCCCUAAUUUUAGGAUGGGGCAUUCCUGUCCAUCCCCCCCCCCCCCCAAGAGCUGUGGUUGAUUUUUACUUUUCUAGGAAACAGAACCCCGGGCGUCCCCACGGGGUGCUGCCGGGGGCCCAGUGGGAGCAGGCAGGCCCCCCCCCACCCCGGGAAGGGCUUCCGAGUGACCUGCCCACUGGGGUGUGGGGCAGCAGCGCCUGAAGCGAGGGUCCCCGUGGAGGACAGGGUCCCCGUGGAGGACGGGCUCCCGCAGCUGUGACCUCUGUGUCCCCGGCGGGCAGAGAGCCGGGGUUUAGGAGGAGGAGGAGGAGCAGGAAGGUUCUUGGGGUGGGGGGUUCAGUCCUGGCGUGGGCGUGUCCCGGCCCUUGUUGGGGAGUGGGCCCUGCACCCAGCACCGGUUUGCUGGUCUGGGCGUCGGGCACUGGGCACGUUGGGAGACUGGCCACCGGACUCGGCGGGAGCCAGGGAGUGAGUGCGUCUCGGUUUGCGAUCUGCCGAGGUCAGCAAGCGCCUUGCGGGCUUGCUGCCUGUCCUGCAGCGAAGGUGGGGCCGUCGGGUGCAUAAACCAGGAGGUGCGGCGUGUCCCCCAGGGCGGCAUCCCCAGGCAGGUUGGCCGGCUGACCUGGGCAGAUGCACACUGGACGUCGAGCCCUGGCUUCCCGGCCUGUCACCUGGGCAGGCGUGGGGCUGCAGGUGUGCCCUGCCGUGUUCCGGGGCCUGCAGGCGCCUGCGGCGUGUUCUGACCACCCCGGUGGCUGGGCGGCGGGGCGGGCCCCGCGUGGCCAGCAUCCUCGCUGGGCGCUGAGGCUGGGUCCACGCCGACCACCAGUGUGGGCGGGGCAGGUGCGCCGCCCACCCCUGAGCACGCGUGUCUGCACGCGUGUGUCUGACACGUGUGGGUCUGCAGCGGGAGGCCGAGUCAGGGACGGCGCACGGCUGCGGGCUCUCAGGCCGCCUUCGCAACGCAGUGCUUGUUCUCUCUGAAAUGUGAAUAAAGAGUUCUCAAGCUG
Molecule: messenger RNA, 5117 nt
Organism: Phyllostomus hastatus (greater spear-nosed bat)
Lineage: Eukaryota; Metazoa; Chordata; Mammalia; Chiroptera; Phyllostomidae
Gene: ATF6
Product: activating transcription factor 6
Exons: 17
Coding region: 383-2371 (662 amino acids)
Biological process (GO): endoplasmic reticulum unfolded protein response; regulation of transcription by RNA polymerase II
Cellular component (GO): nucleus
Molecular function (GO): DNA-binding transcription factor activity, RNA polymerase II-specific; RNA polymerase II cis-regulatory region sequence-specific DNA binding
Source: RefSeq, a predicted model, not a curated record